Messenger RNA from Myiozetetes cayanensis, 3118 nucleotides. RefSeq lists its product as uncharacterized. Lineage: Eukaryota; Metazoa; Chordata; Aves; Passeriformes; Tyrannidae. The coding region runs from base 1889 to 2827 and encodes 312 amino acids. The record is from RefSeq and is a predicted model, not a curated record. The transcript has 4 exons.
AGCAAAAGGCAUCAGGCUUAAUGAAGAAUUCUUGAAGGUUGCCCGUGUAAGUAAUUGAUUUGCAUUACGUAUUUGAAAUUGUAAUGAGACAGCGAUGGAGUGAAAAGGUUGUCAUUGGGUUGUCAUUUAUCACAAGUAGAAAGCAGUGACUCUGGGUGGAAUUUGUGAAGUACAUGUAUACCAGCCCUAUUUUUUGCUGAUAUAGAGAGAUUUUACAACUUGGAGUGAAACUUGUGGGGAGUCCACAGCAAGGAGAUGUAGGAUUAUGACUGUGGCUACGACAUGAGUACUUGUAAAACCCUUUGCAAGAGAAAAAUAUUGAAAAUUGGCAUGUUUCAAAAAGGGAACAGUGCUAACUCUGUGUUUUCAACCAAAAAAAGUUUGGCACUUGGCUGGCAAUGUGCUGAUUAGCAACUUGUGCCACAGAAUCUAAAAUUAACAGGGAACUCUUGGAACUAAAAACUUCUUCAAACCAGGGUUAUGUUGCAUGAGGUGGGCAGCUUUAACCAACAUUUUUGAAGCUCUGGGAAUCCUGAGAGGGUUGGUUGAAUCUCUGUGUGGGUGUUCUCAUGUACACUAGUAUUAUUUUGAAUUUAUCAGCUUAGUUAGAGUGUGUAGUGCCCUUUCAUGAUACUUGUUUUUCUUUACUACAGGACAGUAAUUGAAAAGGUUUUCAAAACCUUUCUGCAUCAGCCAAACAAGACAAUGGUAUAAAAGAAGUUGGAAAAGGAAUUGUAAGUGUUAUAGAAAAUGUGGGGUUUCUAGCAUUUGGAAAGAGACAAAUUAAAUCUGUUGACUUACGUGAGUGUUGCUGUGCUCAGAUAUUAUCAUUUUAAUAUCUAAGCACGUAUUCAAAAUCAUGAGGGCUCGAGGAGCAGUUAAAAUUGCAUGUGUUUCCCAACAUUGCACAGUUAGGGCAGUGGAAAACUCCGUCAGCGCUUUUAAUGUGUUCUCUCUUUUUUUCAGGAGCCAGGGAGAUGAAGGACUUAUCUCCCUCAUCUCAAAAAUCCCUUUGCUGCUAUUACUUUUUUUUAUUUUUUUGCCUUCAAAUGUUCAUAUACCCAUGUUAAUUAAUUUCUAAUAUAAUUAAAAAUAAAUGGUUUUAGAUAAUUCCUCAUAGUUUGUUUGGUUUUUCCCCUCGGUGUGGAAGUGUGAGAGUAAGUGUUAAGACCAGAGAAGGCUGCAAGUGUCUUAAGUCCUCCACUUUCUUUUUGGUUUCUUUCAGUUGAUUGUCUUUCUUUUGUGACUAGGCCAAAUUUUCAAAUGCUGUCUCUUAAACAGAACACCAAAUUGCCACUUAAAUUCCACCUGGCUUGCAGGAUAGGAGUGGGUAUUGACUAUAUUCUCUGCUUUGUUUUUGUUCUUGAACAGAAACCACUGUUAGACAAUGACCAUUCCUCUUUCAAGGGAAGGCGAUGGAACAAAACACGUGCAUGUGCAGUACCUGACAUUAAGGGCCAUGUGCCCAAAGCUGUUGACAUCAAGGAAGAAUGAAUGUCCUGUGUUCCCAUCACUUUUCAAAAGGAAAAAAAUGCAUGUGCCAAAUAUUUUCCUGUGAUUGACUGCAGUUGCUAGACCAGGUAUUUACAAGGCACCUAUCACCUUGGUACCUAAGCACUUUGAAAAAUGCACCCACCCCAGGAGGCAUGAUGCAAAUACAGACAGAGGCCCAGGUCCAGAGCAGCAGAGGCAGGUCCCAGGAAGCUCCCCAACUAUGUUCCUGCUGUUGUUGAGCUCCUGGCCCACUUGGUGUGGCCAAGGCACAUCUCCACCCACCUGUCAGCAGGAAGACGGUGCCCCACCCCUCACGUGCAGCUCCGCUGGUGGGCAAUCUGGAAAGGAGAGAUAAUGGAAAAGGCAACGAUCCAGUAGCAGAGGUGAAACAGGAAUGGUGGGAUUUCAAAAGGAGGGCUUCUUAAAGAGCAGCACAUCUCAGGGGAGGGAUCAGCUGCCAGUCCAAAUGGCAGAUGUCACUGGGGAGCAAGAUGGGGAGGUUCCUGGAUCCUCGGGGCAAGCCGGUCAUCACCGAGGGAGCUCGCUGUCCACGCCGGCUGAAGAACAGGAAUCCUCGGUGCCUGCCUCUGACGAAGACUCGCCAGCCAGGACCACAGAGAGCUGGCAGUGGCCACUGUCCUCGUCUGAAACGCACAGCAACGUUGGGGAGGAUUUUGAGGGAUUUCAAACGCCAGCGCGGACUCCGGAGUGUACCAUGGACGUACAGUCUCCCGGGGAUCAGUCACUCAGUAGGACUCCUCAGUUUGAAAGUGACUCUCCUGAGGAGGAGGGAAAUGAUGAAAUGAAUGAAGAGCGCUGCGGUGUUGAGCCUGUCCCUAGGGAUCGGGGUUGGAGAGGGCAGCCCCAGCUAACAGAGGGAGAGAAGCUGUUGAUGGAAACCAACAGUAGGAUUGUGCAGCUGCUGGAAAAUAUCAAGAGGGAGCAUGCACAGUCCAUGGGCCUCAUGUCCCAGUCCAUGGGCCGUAUGGAGCUGCAGCUGGGCAUUGUGGCUACCUCCACAAGAGCCAUCCAUAACUACCUGUCAGAGAUUUUAGCUUUUCUCAAGCAGCCGAGGACUCAGGUCCUUGAAACACGCAUCUCCCAAAGAGCCACCCCCCAUGUCGAGUUGACCUGUGCCUCGACAUGGACUGGGGAGGACGCAGUGGCAUCCUCCACUGUGUGCUUACCUGGGGCCGAGGGGACAGGCGACUCUCGAGACCCACCACAGGCCACCCUGCCUUGUCGCAGUGGCCGGCUGCAGAGAGCCAUAACCGAGAGGGCCUCGCUGCCCAUGCCUCCACGCCAGGCAAAAGGGGGAGGGAAGAAAAAAUAACCACUUCAUAGGGUUUUUAGAGGUUUUUUUUAAUGUGCCUGUCCUUUUAAUUCUUAGCCAUAAGGCCAUCGGUGGCAGAGUUUCAACCAUUUUCUACAUUGGCUAACAUUGUAUUCUGGCUGACUAGAUUAGUCUAACAUUUUGUAGUUUAUAUUUGCACUGUUAACUAUGUGUGCUGCUGGUAUUUGAAGAACAUUUGCCUCUGUUCUUUCACUUUAACUUCAUACAAGCAUUUUUUUACUCUGUGCCAGGCAUUCAUUGCUUUUCUUACAAAUACAAGUCAUUUCUUGA